Messenger RNA from Pteropus alecto (black flying fox), 1471 nucleotides. It is a transcript of the gene ATP6V1D, whose product is annotated as ATPase H+ transporting V1 subunit D. Gene Ontology annotation, cellular component: proton-transporting V-type ATPase complex. The coding region runs from base 187 to 930 and encodes 247 amino acids. Gene Ontology annotation, molecular function: proton-transporting ATPase activity, rotational mechanism. The transcript has 9 exons. Lineage: Eukaryota; Metazoa; Chordata; Mammalia; Chiroptera; Pteropodidae. The record is from RefSeq and is a predicted model, not a curated record.
CCCCGCCCCCCUCUCCACCCCACGUACCAGCAGGAAGCGGAACUGAAGAGUGCUUGUCCUCUUAGCAACGCGAGGAGGGGUCAAGUGACACCACCAGCUGACUGCCGUAGAGGAAGGCACGGUGGCUGGGUCUGUUGUAACCACGAUUGCCCGGCCGGGGACCCGAGCCGAACAGUCAUCGUCAGAAUGUCGGGCAAAGACCGAAUUGAAAUCUUUCCCUCGCGAAUGGCACAGACCAUCAUGAAGGCUCGAUUAAAAGGAGCACAGACAGGUCGAAACCUCUUGAAGAAAAAAUCUGAUGCCUUAACGCUUCGAUUUCGGCAGAUCCUAAAGAAGAUCAUAGAGACUAAACUGUUGAUGGGCGAAGUGAUGAGAGAAGCUGCCUUUUCACUUGCUGAGGCCAAGUUCACAGCAGGAGACUUCAGCACCACAGUUAUCCAGAAUGUAAAUAAAGCUCAAGUGAAGAUUCGAGCGAAGAAAGAUAACGUGGCAGGUGUUACUUUGCCAGUAUUUGAACAUUAUCAUGAAGGAACUGACAGUUAUGAACUGACCGGUUUAGCCAGAGGUGGGGAACAAUUGGCUAAAUUAAAGAGGAAUUAUGCCAAAGCAGUGGAACUACUGGUCGAACUAGCCUCGCUGCAGACUUCCUUCGUUACUUUGGAUGAAGCUAUUAAGAUAACCAACAGGCGUGUAAAUGCCAUUGAACAUGUCAUCAUUCCACGGAUUGAACGUACCCUUGCUUAUAUCAUCACAGAGCUGGAUGAGCGAGAGCGAGAAGAGUUCUAUAGGUUAAAGAAAAUACAGGAGAAGAAAAAGAUUCUCAAGGAAAAAUCUGAGAAGGACUUGGAGCAACGGAGGGCGGCUGGAGAGGUGAUGGAGCCUGCCAAUCUUCUAGCUGAAGAGAAGGAUGAGGACCUUCUGUUUGAAUAAUUUUCUCUGCUCUGGUUCUUUCAGAGGUCCUAACAUGGCACCAUUUUAGUUCACGGUGUAUAGGUUUGGUAUGUGUGGCUGUUUUUUGGCCUAAGAAUUUUACCAGUUGUAAAAUUUCCCUGGAUGUCCAUUUAUGGGUUUACCUUUGCAGAAUCAUAAUUCAGCAACCAUUUAUCACAGACAAGAUUAUAGAACCUGCCCAGGAACCUGUAGUAUUCUGCAAAAGUGUCACCCUAUUCUAUUUACAUCUGUGUUACAAGUGAUUGGCUUACCAGGCAUAUUAGGAAAUUCCCUUUAGGAAACAGCAGAGGUAUCAGGCCAGCCACCAUAGGCCAACUACUGCUGGACUACCCACUCGCAUGACUUGGCGCUUGUGUCUGGGAUCGCUGCUGCCAUCCUUGUGUUACUGUACUUCUCAAGCUUUAUGAAAACCUUCACUUAUUUUUCUUUGCAUGACACAUCUCUGUCUCAUUUGUCAUGGGAGCAGUUUUGCCAGUUUAAAUGUGACAAUGGUAUAAACAGUAAAAUGAUUAAAGAAUGA